Molecule: messenger RNA, 867 nt
Organism: Diatraea saccharalis (sugarcane borer)
Lineage: Eukaryota; Metazoa; Arthropoda; Insecta; Lepidoptera; Crambidae
Source: the annotation of a GenBank genome assembly
CAUUUUGUGUUUAGCCGCUUUUUAGAUUGCACAGUUCAACAAUGGCGGACGCUGCUCCUGCCGGUGGACGUGGCGGUUUUCGCGGUGGCUUUGGGUCUCGAGGAGGUGAUAGGGGCCGUGGUGGCCCACGAGGUCGUGGACGUGGACGUGGUCGUGGCCGUGGCCGUGGCAAAGAAGAUCAGAAAGAAUGGGUUCCUGUUACUAAGUUAGGACGUCUCGUUCGUGAAGGAAAAAUUGACAAACUUGAGAAUAUUUAUCUGUUUUCCUUACCGAUCAAGGAAUUUGAAAUCAUCGAUUUUUUCCUUGGACAAUCUCUCAACGAUGAAGUUCUGAAGAUUAUGCCUGUACAGAAGCAGACACGUGCUGGACAACGUACACGUUUUAAGGCUUUCGUUGCUAUCGGUGACAACAAUGGCCAUAUUGGCUUGGGUGUUAAAUGCAGCAAGGAAGUGGCGACUGCUAUUAGAGGCGCAAUUAUUCUCGCCAAAUUAUCUGUUCUUCCAGUACGCAGAGGCUACUGGGGUAAUAAGAUCGGAAAGCCUCACACGGUGCCUUGCAAGGUAACUGGAAAAUGUGGAUCAGUAACAGUAAGGCUUAUUCCAGCACCUCGUGGUACUGGUAUUGUGUCGGCUCCUGUUCCCAAGAAGCUACUUCAAAUGGCAGGAGUGCAAGAUUGCUACACUUCAGCUAGGGGCUCAACUGGUACCCUUGGCAAUUUUGCUAAGGCUACUUAUGCUGCUAUUGCCAAAACAUAUGCCUAUUUAACACCAGAUUUGUGGCGUGAUAUCCCAUUGACCAAAUCUCCAUACUCUGAAUUUAAAGUUUAAAAUGUGACAUGAAAUUAAAGAAUUCAUGCAACAGAAUUAA